AUGUCCGGUAGCUACUGGCCAUCAACUCAAAGAAGAAAAUGGCAAUUCACCAAGGAGUCCCUUGCCAAGGAGAGACAAAAAUUGUGGGUAAUGGAAUGUCAAUUGUUUCCUCAAGGACUUAAUAUUGUAAUGGAUUCCAAACAAAAUGGUACUAGUCGUGUUACGACCAAAAAUAUUCCCAUUACUCAUAAGGAUCUACACUACGAUAAGGAUUACAACCUCCGAAUAUACUGCUAUUUUUUAAUAAUGAAGUUAGGGAGGAGGUUAAACAUUAGACAAUGUGCACUUGCUACUGCCCAUGUAUAUCUAUCGCGAUUUCUGCUACGAGUUUCUGUUAGAGAGGUAAAUCUCUACCUUUUGGUAACCACAUGUGUGUAUUUGGCAUGCAAAGUAGAAGAGUGUCCUCAGUACAUUAGAACCCUUGUUAGUGAAUCAAGGUCUCUUUGGCCUGAAUUUGUACCGCCAGAUCCGACUAAGGUCACAGAAUUUGAAUUUUACCUACUUGAAGAACUGCAGAGUUAUUUGGUAGUUUAUCAUCCUUAUAGUACUAUGGAACAAAUUGUCAAUGUACUGGAACAACCGCCUUUCCAUAUGCAACUGUCUUCGGAAGAUUUACAAAAUUGUUGGUCUUUAAUCAAUGACAGCUAUAUCAAUGAUGCACAUCUAACAUAUCCUCCUCAUAUUAUAGCCAUUUCCUGUCUUUUCAUAACGAUUUCAAUGAAAGCAGGUGCCGCUAAGAAUGCCAUACAGAAUUCUCAAACUAAUAUGCAGGCCAUGAGUGAGACCGAAGCUAGUCUGGCACAAGCUCUCAAGCAUCAAGAAAUUUUCAACCGAUUUCUCGCAGAGUCACAAGUGGAUUUAGAGGAAGUCACAGAUACUAUUCAAGAAUUGAUUUCACUUUACGAUCAUUGGGAUAAAUAUCACGAACCGUGGAUUAAAUUCCUAUUACACACUUUAUAUUUAAGAUCACCAAAUUCAACCGCUAGGUCAUCAUGA
Messenger RNA from Zygosaccharomyces rouxii, 996 nucleotides. It is a transcript of the gene SSN8, whose product is annotated as cyclin-dependent protein serine/threonine kinase regulator SSN8. Gene Ontology annotation, cellular component: mediator complex; nucleus. NCBI's taxonomy places the organism in Eukaryota, Fungi, Ascomycota, Saccharomycetes, Saccharomycetales, Saccharomycetaceae. The coding region runs from base 1 to 996 and encodes 331 amino acids. Gene Ontology annotation, biological process: positive regulation of transcription by RNA polymerase II. The transcript has a single exon. Gene Ontology annotation, molecular function: cyclin-dependent protein serine/threonine kinase regulator activity. The record is from RefSeq and is a predicted model, not a curated record.